AUGCAAGGUAGCCCGCAAGGGAAGUACGUCAUUUUCGGAAAUUUCCGUGACUCAACUUCGGAAUAUUCACCAUUAUGCUCACAACUUCUCAGUACCUUCCUGCAGUCCGUUUCGCUUGAGUGUGGACUCGAUUCAAUACCUACGCAUUCCACGAACAAGCUCCACAAAACCGUUUACAAAACGGUCAACUUCCCAUGGAGUACCUUAAUCUGGACCAUUUGGCGUGCGCAUGGGCUCGUUCGGAUACCCCCAGACUCCCUGAAAACGGUCCACCAAACCGUUUGUGAAAUGGUUGAGGCCUCAUGGAGCACCUUAAUCUCAUCUGUUUGGCAUGCAUGUGGGCUUGUUCAAUACCUACGCAUUCCACGAACAAGCUCCACAAAACCGUUUACAAAACGGUCAACUUCCCAUGGAGCUCUCAGUACCUUAAUCUGGACCAUUUGGCGUGCGCAUGGGCUCGUUCGGAUACCCCCAGACUCCCUGAAAACGGUCCACCAAACCGUCUGUGAAAUGGUUGAGGCCUCAUGGAGGCACGAAGACGACACGUCUACUUGCACAAACCGUGCCUGUGCCUCUGUCGACGUGUUCCCACCCAAUCCAUGGUGCCCUGCACCCCUCCAGGUCCCAAGACGACAUAUCGUCGUCCGCGAAACGGCACAUCCUGCCCCGCGGCUUCUGCACCCCUUCCACCUUGAUAUGGGUGUUCCAGGGCGGCUACAGCGCCAGGAUCUACCACUCGCGCAAAGCUUCAGAUUAUGCGCAGAGGGGCUCAGGUCGUCACGUUUAUGCUCGAACACCCCCUCUGAUCCAUCCGAUCGACGACGACAUCGCUACAGCGCCAAGUUCACCCAAGCUCAAAACCUCCGCGCAUCUGCAUACUUUACCAAACGCCAUCCGCUUGCGCUUGAUCUCUUCACACAGGUAGUCGCACUAACAGCACUCGGCCCUGCUGAUUCGACGCUUCGUUCAUCAGGAACGAAAUACUACCGCGACGCUUCCUAUUCCAUGGUUUAUCUGCCGCUUGAUGUUCAAAAUUGUUAUACCCAGAAGGGCUGGGAGACGAGUCCUUCUCCUCCACAACAGCAUCCCGCAAGUGGAGCGCUCCACAAAUCCAGUUACUUUUGCAAGCAACGCUAUGGUUCUUCAAGAGGUCUUGAAGUUUUUUGGGCCCACCAUCCCAAUACUCGUGGCAACUGUUAUUCGUAG
Molecule: messenger RNA, 1206 nt
Organism: Laccaria bicolor S238N-H82
Lineage: Eukaryota; Fungi; Basidiomycota; Agaricomycetes; Agaricales; Hydnangiaceae
Exons: 8
Coding region: 1-1206 (401 amino acids)
Source: RefSeq, a predicted model, not a curated record